CGCCUGGUCUGCAGCCUGGAGCUCCGAUUCGAGCAACCAGCAACGCACGAAUGAAGAGGCCGCACAUGGCGCAGUGACUUCCUUCCACCACCUCUUCGACGUCUCACCUGCUGCAGCCGCGUGCCUGGCGCUCUGAGACCUCCAGGGCUUGGGGACGAGUGACCGUAACAGUACCCGCUUGGCGUUCGGUGUUGGUCGUCGUCGUUUAAAGAAGCACCGAUUCCCGAUUCCCGAUUCCCGUUUCUAGCUUCUGGUUUCCCGUCUCCCCUUUCCCACCUCACCGGUGACCAUAACGAUAGCCACCAUAAACAUCAUCGUCAAUCCAACAUGCGCGACCCCUUCCCGCCGAUUCCGGCGCUGAGUCGGGCCAUCGAGCCCCUGGCUGAGCGCCUCGGCAUGCAAACGCUGCCCUUGCACAUCCACGAGGUCGCCGGCGCCGCCCUGCUCUACACUUUCAUCCAACUUGUCGUCUCGCCCGUGGUGUCGUCCCGCCUCUUCCCGCGGCACUACCCGCGCCAUGACCGAGCCAAGAAGGCCAACUGGGACACUCACGUCGUCUCGCUCUUCCAGAGCCUGCUAAUCAACGUUCUGGCCCUGUGGGUCAUGUUCGUCGACGAGGAACGCCAGAACAUGGACUUCGAGCAGCGCAUCUGGGGGUAUACCGGGGGAUGCGGCCUGAUCCAGGGGUUGGCCACGGGCUACUUUAUCUGGGAUCUGGGCAUCACUAUCACGAACCUAGACAUCUUUGGGUUUGGGCUGCUCGCUCACGCCGUCAGCGCCCUGGCAGUCUACACGUUCGGCUUCCGCCCCUACAUCAACUUCUACUCCCCCGUCUUCAUCCUCUACGAGCUCUCCACGCCCUUCCUCAACAUCCACUGGUUCUUCGACAAACUCAACAUGACAGGCUCCAAGCCCCAACUCUACAACGGCAUCGCGUUGCUCGUGACCUUCUUCUCGUGCCGCCUGGUGUGGGGCACGUACCAGUCGGUGAUGGUGUACGCCGACAUGUGGCAGUCGGUGACGCGGGGCCCCUCCCCGGAGUACCUGGCCCAGGCCUUCGCCGACCCGGCCACCGCCGGCGACCCGAACACCAACCCCAUGUACUUUUCCCGCGACGCCGCCCCCAUCCCUUUCGCCCUGACCGCCGUCUAUCUCGCCAGCAACCUCGUCCUCAACUCGCUCAACUGGUUCUGGUUCGUCAAGAUGGUCGCCGCCGUCAAGAAGCGCUUCGAGCCCCCCAAGCCGGGCAAGGCCAAGCGUGAGGCGGUUCCGGAGAAGCCCGUGUCGCGCACCAAGGCGACCGCGCUGGCUGAGGAGGAGGAGCUGGCGGCGAGGCGCCGUAGGGCGCCUUCGAUCGAGGAUGUCGUGCCGGAUACGGAGGAGUUGAGGGAGGGGACUAUUCAGUGAGAAGGGUUUGGUUUAGAAAGACUGGAGAUGUGACUUGUGAUAGACGGUGUUUGAGAAGGGAGGGUAAUGGUUCGGUGUGUGUAUUACGACGAUACGGCAUGGCAUGUCACGGCACGGAGAUAUUGGGUCGGGGUCGGCUGCAUGGGAUGGGAUCUUCCGGGCUCAUUUAUUCGCUCUUCUAUCUGUGUGCUCUUGCUUUGGGAGUUGUUAUCUGGAUUUAGACGCCAAUCUACGGAAUUCUAUUAUACCGGGCCCAACGGUCUCUUUCAUCCAAUGGACCGACCCCUGUGAUACG
Messenger RNA from Chaetomium fimeti, 1702 nucleotides. Its product is annotated as TLC domain-containing protein. Lineage: Eukaryota; Fungi; Ascomycota; Sordariomycetes; Sordariales; Chaetomiaceae. Gene Ontology annotation, cellular component: membrane; endoplasmic reticulum. Gene Ontology annotation, biological process: lipid homeostasis. The coding region runs from base 328 to 1407 and encodes 359 amino acids. The transcript has 2 exons. The record is from RefSeq and is a predicted model, not a curated record.